CCUCUUCCAACACUUACCAGGAAGAGACGGACUUAUUAUUUCUCUUUUCUGUCAUACUGACUCUCUUCUCUCUUGACAAAAGCAAUAAAGAAUCGGCGAUCAUGAAGAGAAACACUUUCAAGAAGGAUUUUUGAGACAUUUGUUUUUGAACAGACAGCAGAUCGUUGUGAUUCUCAAGGUGAUUCAUUUUUAAAACCGUCGUUCAGAAAGUGAAAGUAAAGUUUAUAUUGCUGGAGCUCAAACAGUGAAAAUGGCUUCACUAAAUGUUUCUGCUGAAGAGCUUACUUGUCCCGUGUGCUGUGAAAUCUUCAAGACUCCUGUUAUUUUAUCAUGUAGUCACAGUGUUUGUAAAGAGUGUCUUCAACAGUUCUGGAGAACCAAGAACACUCAGGAGUGUCCUGUCUGCAGGAGAAGAUCCUCAAAAGAACAUUUUCCAGUUAAUCUUGUGUUAAAAACCUUGUGUGAGUCGUUCCUGAAGGAGAGAAAUGAGACGAGUUCAUCAGGAUCUGAGGAGAUCUGCAGUUUACACAGUGAGAAACUCAAACUCUUCUGUCUGGAGGACAAACAGCCUGUGUGUUUAGUGUGCAGAGAUUCAAAACAACACGACAAUUACAAAUUCAGACCCAUCAGUGAAGUGGUUUCAGCAUGUAAGGAGGAGCUCAAUACAGCACUGAAGUCGUUACAGAAGAAACUUCAACACAAUGAAGAAAUGAAAGGAGAGUUUGAGAAAACAGUUCAACACAUCAAGUCUCAAGCUGAGCACACAGAGCGUCAGAUUAAACAGCAGUUUGAGAAGCUUCAUCAGUUUCUCAGAGAUGAAGAAGAAGCUACAAUCACUGCACUGAGGGAGGAAGAGGAGCAGAAGAAGCAGAUGAUGAAGGAGAAGCUGGAGGAGAUGAACAGACACAUCUCAGCUCUUUCACACACAAUCAGAGACAUGGAGGAGAUGAUGAAAGCCAAUGACGUCUGCUUUCUGAAGGAGUUUCCAGUCUCAAAGGAAAGAGUCCAGAGCUCACAGCCGCAUCCACAGAUGGCUUCUGGAGCUUUGAUUCAUGUGCCGCGUUACUUGGGCAACCUGCCGUUCAGAGUCUGGAAGAAGAUGCAGGACAUCGUCCAAAACACUCCUGUGAUUCUGGAUCCAAACACUACAGAUCCACAUCUCGUCCUGUCUGAUGAUCUGACCAGUGUGAGAUACAGCUGGAAAAAACAACCUCUUCCUGACAAUCCAGAGAGAUUUAACCUCUAUCCCUGUGUUCUGGGAUCAGAGGGUUUUAACUCAGAAACACACUGCUGGGAUGUAGAGGUUAAAGAGAGUUCAGCCUGGAUUCUUGGAGUAACUACAGCAUCAAACCAGAGGAAGGGAUGGCAUUUCUUCAACACUGAUGUCUGGAGUGUGUCGUACGGAUGGAUCGUAGGUCCUAGUUCUAGUUUUCGUGUCAAUCAGGAUCUUGAUCGUGUGAGAGUGAAUCUGGACUAUGCAUUCAGCCCUGACAAACGUUGCAAAACGUUUUUUUAAAUGGAAACGGUGGUGUGUUGAACCAGAGAUUGUAUAUAAUAGGGAGAUGAUCUCUUACCAUUGGAGAAAGCGUAACAGCUAACUUAAUCACGUGCGGCACCUC
Molecule: messenger RNA, 1619 nt
Organism: Megalobrama amblycephala (Wuchang bream)
Lineage: Eukaryota; Metazoa; Chordata; Actinopteri; Cypriniformes; Xenocyprididae
Product: nuclear factor 7, brain-like
Exons: 6
Coding region: 251-1516 (421 amino acids)
Molecular function (GO): zinc ion binding
Source: RefSeq, a predicted model, not a curated record